UAAAAACUCUUUGGGAUCGUCUGAAUGCCUUCCCUCAUUUUAUCCAUUUUUUCAGCCGAAUUUCCGGCUAACAAGGGCGUAACGGAGGUCGAAGGAACUUUCUCCAUCAGGCCCAGGAACGGUCGGUGAAAGUGUUUCACGCCUUUAAUAAUGCUGCAGAUGAAACUCUAGCUCUCGUAAAUUGUAAAUUGCCUACAAUGGACUUCAGAAAUCAAAGAAUCAGCGUUGAAAACGUGCGAAACCUGUGAUUAACCAGCCAGUGAUCAAGAUCUGCUUAGGUCAUCAACUUAUUUACGGUCUCAAUUGUGAUGUACACGUAUGAUGCACAGGAAAAAAAGGGAAAACAAGACGAGGAAGUAAAGCUCGUUGGGCACUGAGAAAGUCGCGUCGCCCGACCGGUAUGAAAUUUUAAUCGGAACGUAACGCUUGAACGAAAGUAUGCUGAUCUUAAGUGACAAGUUGCACGUGUCGAUAAAUAAGGCAAAAAAUUAAUCACGUUACAUAAUAAACGCGAAAAUCUAGUUACCUUUAUACGCGAAGAAAUAAGGUAACUAAUUGCGAUUCUAAAAUUGAAAAGGUUCAAGUAUAUUUGCAAUUCGUGUUUCUCGUCAGAAGUAAGGGGGUGUUAGCAGUUUCGGCAUUAAGGGUGCUCAACAAUGAGAGGCUUUUCAGAAGCGUUUCAGAAAGGAAGUAUAUUCCAAGAUUUUCUUUUGGUUUUAAAUGAGUUUUGAAAAUUUGAACUUGGGUAUAUCAACGUAUUUAAUCUUCAGAAUGAAGAACUGAGAAAUCAGCGCGGCCGACGAGGCUGCGGUCAGUGAAAUUAGCAGUCAUUCCUGUGCAGCGAUAAAACAUUUCAAGCAUUUCAGCGACAUAUUCUGUGCUACGGAUUAAGUCAUUCCACAGAGCAGCAUUGGUGGUGUAAGUGACCGAUUGGUGCCCGAUGACCGUGUCUCCUUUCUCUUGCUGAACGUUUUUCUUCUUAUUUCCCCCCUGGCAGGAGAGGGGUCAGGGCGUACUUAAGCGCAAAGUACAUAUCAUUGCUGAGUAUUCUGAUAUCGGGAAGCAAUUAUCUUCGUUUGUUGUUUCCAGCUAAAUGUCGAUUCGUCCUUGGAUUUACGAAUUAGAAUUCGCUUCACGCCCAUAUGCGGCUUAUGUUGCUUUACUAGUUUAGUAAUGUGUGUUUAACAAUAAUUUCGCCUCCGCGCUUUACGCAUUUCCGGAAAUAAAAUCUUCAUCCGUGACGGUGAACGAUGGAGGAUACGAAGUAGUAGAUAUAACACAGAGAUAUGAGAUGUAUAAUAAAAUAAUCAUGAGCAACACCAAUUAUGAUUAAAGAAGAUAAAGCCAGAGAGGAAGAAGAAAUAGGCGUUAUCUUCCGUGUACGCAAGUGGGUCAUCGAAUUUCGCAUUCGAAGUUCGUCGCUUGCAGGCGCCUCUAAUGCCCCGCCACACCCAUUUUUGUUACCUGUUCUUGUAAAUUUCUAUUUCGUAAUCAUCCUAGAAACAAGAAAUCGUCUACAUAACAUUCUGCUCUCUUACUUUUCUUAUUAUUAUUAUUAUUAUAUGUGUUUCCGACACAUGAAUAUACUUCUUCAUACUUGGAUGUCGACAAAUCUUAGAUGUAUCCGCCGGAAGCCUUUGAUUACAUCGAGUAUCGGUAUCUUGCCGCGCAUCUUAAUUGCAUUAAUGCCGGUGCUUUAACGAGACGUGUAUGGAUGAUAGCAAUGAAAUCUUCUGUCUAUUUAGCUACAGCGCUGGGUGUGAAUAGUGGAAAGCGAGGGAAGAGAUCCAGCAUGGAGAAAGGGUGCGAUUCGCUUUAUGACGAUCCGCGGGCCGAUCUUCCGGAAUAAUAGACAGAUCGAAUUAAUUGCACGGCAUGCUACAUUAUGCAUUCCACCCGUUGCAUGUUUUACAUUUAAUCUCAAUGCGAUCUUGAUUUUACACACCGCGUGCGAGAUAUGUAUGCAUGUGUACGUGUGCAUUAGGGUACAUCUGGCUUUCUUAGAAAUCGUACAACCCUUGUAAUUAUAUUUUCCGGAAUCGCGAAUCUCCAAUCUCGCAAAUUUUACGCCGCACUUGCUUUUUUAAAACUUUUCUUUUCAAUCUUAAUCGUAUAAGAGAUUAAUCUUAAUUGCAAUCGCGACGAGGCGGCUCGUUGCCAGUAAGUAACAGAUACUUUGUGAUCUUUAACGAUUUAAACUCUUAAUUAAUAAAUAACGAGACGUUUUCCCUUCCUCCUGAUAAUUUCACUUAGCAUUUCAGCACUUAGAUUUCCCAUUUAGUAUCAAGAUGAUUUUUGAUAUUGAAAGCUGGAAUACUUUGUUAUAUUCCAUUUGAAGCUCUUUUUUUUUAAAUUUUAAUUAUCUAAGAAAUACUGAUUGGUGUCCAUUACAAAUUGAGAUUAAUGGAUUCAAGCUUUUAGUUUGAAGCGCAACUAUUUAAUUUUAAUAAUAUAUCGUCAGUAAUUUUUAUUUAUGAUUAUUGAAAUCCACUAAUCGAUGUAACCGGAGAUUGUUAAGCACGAUAGGUACGAUAAUAAAUUACAUUUGUCAUUUUACUGCAACCAAUUUCAUGAAAAUAAUUCUUCAAAGCUAUUAAAAAUGCAUCUUAUCCAGGACUUCCAGACAGGUGCAUCCUGCAGAAGGAGUGCGACGGUGCAGUCACAAGAGAUCUCCCACUACCUUGAAGAGGACUGAAUCCACCUCAUCUGGCGAAGGCAACUUUCAGCGGGAUACGCUAUAUAAGAGAGUGACAUGUCGGCCGGCCAAGAUAAAGCACGCGCGUGUAGUUGAUCUCCAACGGUGUUUUACUCGUCCUGUCGAACCGUCCCGCUACCUUCGUCACUGACAGGAUGUACUGGGUCUUCCUGGGGUUGCUGAGCUCCGCCAUCGCGGCGCAGAGUUCUUACGACUUGGAGACCAGAGCGGUCUCAUUUCCCGGCAAGCCGAGCUUAGGACCACUUUACUCGGCCGGCUUGAGUACCGGCCAAGGGUUCCGUGAUAACAGUUACGAGGACAACGCGGUAACGCCCACGCCGUCGCCGUCGCCGAUCUACAGGAAUCCUAAUCAACAGCCACUGUACCGCAAACCGACGGCGCCGAUAGACACUCGGGAUUACUCUCAGACAGCCAUCCGCAUUGGUGCUCCACAACGGGCUCCUGUUCGAGGCCAGCCGCAAUACGGGCCAAAUGGUCCCCCUCAGGAGGAGCUCGAGGAGGAGAAGGAGGAGCCUGAUCGCCUGAGCCUCCUCUUACCCCAAAGCAGAUUCGAUUGCGUCAACAAGCAGACCGGCUAUUACGCUGAUGAAGAUCUGAACUGCGAGGUCUUCCAUUAUUGCCAGGACAACGCCAAGCACUCCUGGAUCUGUCCCGAGGGCUUCACCUUCCACCAGGUGCACCUGAUCUGCAUGCCUCCCAGCGGUGAUAUCAGCUGCAAGAAGAGCUCGCAGUACCAUUUCGUCAACGAGUAUCUGUACAAACCGCUGAACCAGCAGGAGGCCGAGACCAAACCCAACGUUACUCUCAGGUACAGCGAGAGGUACUAUCCCGCUGAUAUCUACGCGGACGAUAAUAGAGACAGCGAUGACUACCAGAUCACGCCUACGCCUGUCGCCCCGGCACGCCGUCCUGCUCCGCAGGUCUUUGUGAGCCCCCAAACCCCAGCUUUUAACAGCAUCCCCGCGUCGGCCCGGCCACAGCCCACAGUACUCCCGCAGAUUCGCUUUCCGGUGAACCAGGUAUUCCGCAGCCCCGAAGAAGUGAACAUCCCCCUCCAGCAAAGGCGACCGCAGUCGCAGCAUCAAGCCUACAAACGAUUUCCUCAGGUCCGGCCCGACGAGGAAGACUACGAGUAGAUUUUUAGAUCCGUCGUAGUGAAUUCUUUCAUUCCUCAUGUAAUUCUUCCAUGAAAUCAUUAAUAAUUUUCAGUACGCACGUCUCUCGAUUUAUAUAACGCUUCUUCUCAAUGUCAAGCAUGAAAAUCUCGGAAUUUGAGAUACAUUUACAUGUUGAAUUAUUAGUGGCUUUCUAAAGAGAGAGAGAGAGAGAGGAACUUAUGAGAAAAUAGAGAGAGAGAAAUCAAUUACUAAAUUUCAUAAAGCAUGCAUUUAUUUCAAGCUAUUAUUAAUGUUUCGCACAUGCGAGUUGCGAAUCCAUCUGUCUUUUCAAGACUAUUUUGUGCUCUAUAAAUUUGUAAAAUUUUUUGGCGAUAAGAAUAAUAAUUAGCAUUAAGAGACGAAAGUCGACAAGCCUUGUGGAAUUAAUGAUGCGCCGACAAUUAGUGUGUCUUUUUCUAAUUAGUUACUGUUUACGUAAGACUAAUUCGCGGCGCAUUUAUAUAUUGUGAAGAUAAUUUAAUUAUUGUAAAUAAACGAUCAAUGAUAAUUAAACGAUACGUUAAGUUUGCCUGUACUUGUAUUGUGCAACUGACGCUAAGGAUUAAUAAAAAAAGGCCGAUAAA
Molecule: messenger RNA, 4457 nt
Organism: Ooceraea biroi (clonal raider ant)
Lineage: Eukaryota; Metazoa; Arthropoda; Insecta; Hymenoptera; Formicidae
Cellular component (GO): extracellular region
Molecular function (GO): chitin binding
Source: RefSeq, a predicted model, not a curated record